Messenger RNA from Brienomyrus brachyistius, 4491 nucleotides. It is a transcript of the gene zfr, whose product is annotated as zinc finger RNA binding protein. The record is from RefSeq and is a predicted model, not a curated record. NCBI's taxonomy places the organism in Eukaryota, Metazoa, Chordata, Actinopteri, Osteoglossiformes, Mormyridae. The coding region runs from base 61 to 3279 and encodes 1072 amino acids. The transcript is spliced from 20 exons. Gene Ontology annotation, cellular component: precatalytic spliceosome. Gene Ontology annotation, molecular function: double-stranded RNA binding; zinc ion binding; single-stranded RNA binding.
GACCUUCUAAUAUAAAUUGGAAGGGUGAGGAGUCAGAGUUCGUCAGAGAACAGGAACCCAAUGAUUCCCAUAUGCCCAGUAGUAUCCUUCACCUAUGUGCCCAGCCGGCUAGGUGAAGAUGCCAAAAUGGCCACCGGCAACUACUUUGGAUUUGCCCAUGGUGGUGCCGCCGCUCAGUACAGUCAGCAGCCAGCCGCUGGGAUAGCUUACACGCACCCCACCACGGUGGCCAGCUACACCAUCCACCAGGCCCCGGUGGCAGCUCACACUGUGGCGGCCGCCUACGCGCCCACUGCUGCCACCGUAGCUGUGGCCCGGCCUGCUCCGGUCGCCGUGGCGGCAGCUGCCACGGCCGCAGCCUAUGGGGGUUACCAGCCAGCUCACGCGGCCACCGACUACAGCUACGCACAGAGGCAGCCGGACGCCCCCCCUCCACCCCCUCCCGUCACCUCGCAGAACUACCAGGACUCCUAUUCGUACGUGCGGUCCACAGCACCGGCUGUAGCUUAUGAUGGUAAACAGUACUACCAGCAGCCUGCCGCUACAGCAGCUGUGGCGGCUGCCACCGCUCAGCCACAACCCACUGUAGCCGAAACCUACUAUCAGACAGCUCCCAAAACUGGUUACAGCCAGGGGGCCACACAAUACACGCAGACCCAGCAAACCCGUCAGGUCACUGCCAUAAAGCCAGCCAUCCCCAGUCCUGCCACAUCCACCUUCUCCAUCUACCCCGUCUCGUCUACGGUGCAGCCAGCGGCGGCGGCGGCGACAGUGGUGCCGUCCUACUCCCAGAGCCCCACCUACAGUACCACUGCUGUCACAUACUCCGGCACGUCGUACUCCGGCUACGAGGCUGCUGUCUACUCGGCCGCCUCUUCCUACUACCAGCAGCAGCAGCAGAAACAGGCAGUGGCAGCGGUGGCAGCCACAGCGGCCUGGACGGGCAGCACCUUCACCAAGAAACCACCCUUCCAGAACAAGCAGCUGAAGCCCAAACAGCCGCCAAAGCCACCACAGAUCCACUACUGCGACGUCUGCAAGAUCAGCUGUGCAGGACCGCAGACGUACAAGGAGCACCUGGAAGGUCAGAAGCAUAAGAAGAAGGAGGCGGCGCUGAAGGUGUCUCAGAGCAGCAGCGCUGGAGGUGCUGGAGGAAACGGACCCGCGCGUGGCACCCAGAACCAGCUACGCUGUGAGCUGUGCGACGUCUCCUGCACCGGGGCGGACGCCUAUGCGGCUCACAUCCGCGGGGCCAAGCACCAGAAGGUAGUGAAGCUUCACACAAAGCUUGGCAAGCCCAUUCCUUCCACUGAGCCCAGUGUUGUGACACAGACGUCGGCGGCCACCACAGUGGCCCCCAGUAAGCCGCCCAGUUCCACCGUGAGCAGUGUGACCAGCAGCAGCAGCAGCAGUUUAGUCACCCCUGCGUCUUCGUUCCUGAAGCCUGUCAGCAUCAUGGGCGGCACCGGAACACCGACCACUCCGGCCAAGGGCCCCGCCCCCAUCACUUUACCUGCAAAUGCCACCGUAGUCAAGAAGGUCAACACACCCAAAAUCAACUUCGUUGGUGGAAAUAAACUCCAAACCGCCACGGUGAAGAUGGACGAAGCCAAAAGCGAGCUGGCGAAGGCAGCGCAGCCAGUGCUGGCAGCGCCAACGCCGGAGGUGAAAGUGGAGACGGCGGCGGAGAUGCUGGGGGCCCAGUCUGCCCUGGCAGCCCUGCAGAGCGACGUCCAGCCAGUGGGUCACGAUUAUGUGGAAGAGGUACGCAACGAUGAAGGAAAAGUGAUCCGCUUCCACUGCAAGCUGUGCGAAUGCAGCUUUAAUGACCCAAAUGCUAAGGAGAUGCAUUUAAAGGGAAGGAGACACCGCCUUCAGUACAAGAAAAAAGUAAACCCAGAUCUGCAGGUGGAGGUGAAGCCUAGCAUCCGUGCGAGGAAGAUUCAGGAGGAGAAGAUGAGGAAACAGAUGCAGAAGGAGGAGUACUGGCGGAGGCGCGAGGAAGAGGAGCGCUGGAGGAUGGAGAUGAGGCGCUAUGAGGAAGACAUGUACUGGAGACGCAUGGAGGAAGAGCAGCACCACUGGGAUGAGCGGCGCAGGAUUCCAGAUGGAGGCUACCCCCAGGGCCCACCCGGACCCCCUGGCCUGCUGGGAGUCAGGCCCGGCUUACCCAUCCCCCAGCCGCCAGGACCAGUGCCCCCCCGUCGACCGGACUCCUCGGAUGACCGCUAUGUGAUGACUAAGCAUGCAGCCAUCUAUCCUGUAGAGGAGGAGCUACAGUCCAUCCAAAAGAUUGUGUCCAUCACAGAGCGGGCACUGAAACUGGUCUCUGACAUCAUCACCGAUCAGGACAAGAGUAAGGAAGAAGACAAUGAUAAGAAGGAUGUCCAGAAGGACAGGGCUCUGAAGGGGGUGAUGAGAGUGGGAGUCCUGGCAAAAGGCCUUCUGCUUCGUGGAGACAAGAAUGUCAACCUGGUCCUCCUCUGCUCUGAAAAGCCCACCAAGAGCCUCUUAACUUGCAUAGUGGAGCACCUCCCUAAGCAGCUCACGCUGGUAACGCCAGAGAAGUAUGAAGUGGAGGCGUCUAUCCAGGAGGCGGCCAUCAUCCUGACUUCCUGUGACGAGCCGAAGAUGGAGGUGACCAUCACGCUGACCUCGCCAAUCAUCCGUGAGGAGAAUGCUCGGGAUGGAGAUAUAACCUCGGGUUUGGUGAAAGACCCAGCGGACGUCUUGGACAGGCAAAAAUGCCUUGACGCUCUGGCUGCUCUCCGCCACGCUAAGUGGUUCCAGGCUAGAGCAAAUGGACUUCAAUCCUGCGUGAUUAUUAUUCGCAUUCUGCGUGAUCUCUGUCAGCGUGUGCCCACUUGGUCUGCCUUUCCCAGCUGGGCAAUGGAGCUGCUUGUUGAGAAGGCUAUAAGCAGUGCAUCUGGGCCCUUGAGUCCUGGAGAUGCACUGCGGAGAGUCUUUGAAUGUAUUUCCUCUGGGAUACUACUAUCAGGUGGUCCAGGAUUGAUAGACCCCUGUGAGAAGAACGCCACAGACACCCUGACCACCAUGUCUGAACAGCAAAGGGAGGACAUUACUUCCAGCGCACAGUUCGCCCUGAGGCUUCUUGCCUUUCGCCAGAUCCACAAGGUUCUGGGUAUGGACCCCCUUCCUCAGAUGAAUCCGCGCUUCAACGUCCGCAACAACCGCAAGAGGCGGAGGGACAACAGUGAUGGAGUCGACGGCUUUGAGGGCGAAGGGAAGAAGGACAAGAAAGAUUAUGAUAGCUACUAGGCAUUCCCACACCACCGAUGCUAUUAAACACUAAUAUAAAAUGUUGUAUACAUACCCAUUUGUUUUUUAUUUUUUUUCCCAAAUUUAGUUUUGUGACCCUCUUUAGUGUAGUUGGUCUAACCUCAGUUUUUCCUAUAAUUUUAAAAGCAGUUGUCAGACUGCUGCUAAACUGGGUAUUACUGAUGUCCUAAAUGUCUGUGCUGUGCUGUACUGCUUGGCUUCAGAGUGAACUAGUCGGCCAGGCCUGUGGUCAUCAAAGAAAAAGCAGGUUUCCCUGUCAGUGUCUGAAGUUGAAUAUUUAUAAUUAUUAUAGCUUCCUAUGCUCUGCUAGUCUGUCAAAGGACAUUGUAACACCCAAAAUAAAAACUAGAUUAAUAUAUGAAUCUGCUGUUCUAGGUAUUCAUUGAGAGGAACAUGCCAUCUAGGUGCUCACAAGCAUAUCAUUUUAAACUAGUUACAUUUAGGCGGUUGGAGAUUGUCCAGCCUAAAUAAAGCACAGUCUAGGACCAUAGAUAUCUUUUCUAAGUGGUGUUAUUUGAGUUGAGUUCAUUCAAAUAGAAUAAUGCAAACCCUGUAUGGCUAAUGUCUUGUGCUAAGGCUGGACUUGGAAUGUGUUCAUGUAAAGAGCUCAUGCCAGAUUGUCAUGCUUUUGCAGAUUCUUGUGGCAUUGUAUUAAAUUUUCAAUGGUCACUCAUUUUUUGAAUAGUUUAAUGUUUAUUCAACAAUUUAAUUAACCCUUUGUCAUCAGUGCAUGCCCCACACAUUAUGUAUUUUCUUUUAUUUAGGCAUUUGUAAUAAUUUUAAACCUUGAUUUAAAUGCUUUAUCGUAUCUAAAUCAAAUGACAAUGCAGUUGUGAAUUUGUGGCAGUUGCAUGCCACUUUAGUGUUUUGUAUAGACCUUUAUGCCUUUCAUGCGGUCACUGUGGAAGUGUACUACUGCAUUACAAUGGGAAGAAUUUUUUUCCUUUACGCAUGUACCUGAUGAUGGAACUGCAUAUCAAUUUUGCACAUCAUUUAUGCAUUGUAAAUGUAGUGUUUAAUGAAGACCCCCUCAACCCAUAGUGACCAGUGUUGGAUAAUACAUUGCUUUGACUGAUGUUUAAAUUGUGGUAAAUGUAAUUCUGCUUUACCAAAAAAAAAUUACAACGAAAGACCGUUCCCAGCUUUUAUCAAAGCGCUAAUAAAAUAAGCCUCCUAGGUUGUUACAUUUGA